This is a messenger RNA of Tribolium madens (black flour beetle), 1906 nucleotides long. Its product is annotated as ionotropic receptor 75a-like. Bases 44 to 1906 code for a protein of 620 amino acids. NCBI's taxonomy places the organism in Eukaryota, Metazoa, Arthropoda, Insecta, Coleoptera, Tenebrionidae. The transcript has 5 exons. The record is from RefSeq and is a predicted model, not a curated record.
GAGUCAUUUACAGUUUUGUGCGCCCAAAUAUUUGUUGUUUAAAAUGAAACCAAUUUUCAUAGGAAUUACAUUAUUUUUUUCUUUAGUUCAGGGCGAUGCAGAAACCACAUUCCUGUUGAUUAUUAAUCAUCUGAAUAGAAAUAACAUAAAAACAUCUUAUUUCUUUAGUUGUUGGGACAAGAACGAAACAAUGCGGUUAAUGCAGAUGUUGAAUAACCGAAACAUUAAGUUUGAUUUUGUAGAGAAAAAAGAAAAUGCAAUAAUUCAAGCGUUGAAUGAAAAGAGUAUGACUCGUUAUGGAUACAUUUUGGAUAUAAGAUGCAAAACAUUUAAGAAUUUUUUGUCAGAAAAAAUUUCCACAAUUAAUAUGAGACUGUCGCAUCCCUGGCUAAUAAUUUCAUCAGAAUUAAAGGCUUUUGUCUUAAAAAAUGUAAAUUUGAGAAUGGAUUCAAACGUGAAAUUUGCAAUUCCUGAAGGCGAAUUCAGUUUUAACAUUUUUGAUGUUUAUAAUCCUGGUCAUCAACUUGGUGAAUCUCCUGUAGUAACAAAGUUUGGGGUUUGGAACGGUUCACACUUGAAUAUUCAGCAAACAAGAACAUUUUAUUUACAACGGAGACACAUGUCCUACAUAAAAUUACGAUCUGGAAGUGUGGUUUUAAUCGGCAGUCAUUCUGGAACCUUUGAAGAAUAUAUGUUUGACUCUAGAUUUAAACAACUCGACACCAUGAGCAAAUUUCACUACCCGAUGUUUCUUUUAUUAGAAGAUGUUCAUAAUUUCACACACACUUUGAAAAUUGAGGACAAAUGGUUUGGUAAUUAUCAAAAUGGAACUGAUUCAGGUGUUGGAAAGUUGUUGUAUGAAAAUGAAAUUGAUAUUACAUGUACUGGGGCAUCUCAAAGACCACCACGAGUGGACGUUUAUGACUAUUUGAUGCCUUCUUAUCAUUUUAGACCUUGUUACAUCUUCAGAAACCCGGGAACUUAUAAUCCACUCGAAAAUCAAUUUUUAAAACCGUUUACUGACACGGUCUGGUACGUAACUGUUGUUACAACAGUGCUUGUUUGCCUUUUUAUGAAAAUCUUUCAUCGACUCGAGAAUAAAUUUGUUGGAAUUAAAGCGGACUAUUCGUGGGCUACAGCAAUGCUCAUUACAUAUUCUAUAAUAGUUCAACAAGAUUCAUAUUUGUUUCCAACCGGUUUAGCAGGUCGUAUAUCAUUUUUCGUCCUCCAGGUUCUUUCAAUUCUGCUGUACAAUUACUACACUUCAAGCAUUAUUUCAUCUCUUCUAAGUAAACCUCCCGAAGCUUUCCACACCUUGGAUGAGUUGGGACAUAGCAAAUUAGAAAUAGGAAUUGAAAAUUUGCCUUAUACCAUCACCUGGUUCGAGAUUAUGAACGACAGUGAUGUUCAGUACAUUUACAAAAAUAAAGUAUUUCCACCGAAUGCGAAAAAAAUGAAUAUUUAUGAGCCAGAAGAAGGCAUAGCUAAAGUCAAGCAAGGAGGAUUUGCGUAUCACACUCAGCUGGAUACAGGAUAUCCUAUUAUUGCCAGAACUUUCAACCAGGAGCAAAUUUGCGAUAUUACAGAAAUUCCGAUGAUUCCUCAAGUGGGGGCUGGAAUUAUGCUACAGAAAAUAUCGCAAUAUAAAGAAGUCUUUCAUAUAACUCUUCGAAAAGCUAAAGAAGUUGGAUUAGUACACCGAAUAUCACAAAUUUGGGAGUCUAAAAAGCCGGAGUGUUUGUCAAGCAUUCGAGUUGUUGCUGUUGGUUCUGAUCAAACCUUUAUUGCGUUUUUGAUGUUGUUUAUUGGAAUGGCACUCUCGUUGGUAUUUUUGGUGAUUGAAAUUGCUUGGUCUCGAUUUAAUUUAGACGCAAAAAUUACCAAAAAUAAAAAAUUCAAAUGCUAA